Molecule: messenger RNA, 3615 nt
Organism: Pundamilia nyererei
Lineage: Eukaryota; Metazoa; Chordata; Actinopteri; Cichliformes; Cichlidae
Product: vasoactive intestinal polypeptide receptor-like
Exons: 13
Coding region: 144-1481 (445 amino acids)
Biological process (GO): cell surface receptor signaling pathway; adenylate cyclase-modulating G protein-coupled receptor signaling pathway
Cellular component (GO): plasma membrane
Molecular function (GO): vasoactive intestinal polypeptide receptor activity; peptide hormone binding; G protein-coupled peptide receptor activity
Source: RefSeq, a predicted model, not a curated record
AGCAGUUCACGCCGCUCAGAGCGCAAGACCGCACAAAACCAGCCGGUGCACUCUUGCAGUCCUGGGACGGAUUCUCAUUGUACUGUCACCAAUUUUUUUUCUUCCUAAAACUAUUUUUUAAUGGUUUAUAUAUUUCACUGGAUAUGUUGGUGGGAUUUUCAAAUGGCAUUUUCCUCCUGUUCUCCUGCGUGUUGCUGGAACCCGUGUUUGCAGUGGCCACACAGAUGUGCGACAUGAUGAAUGAAAUCGAUAAGGAGAGGAUCAUAUGCGAGGCUCAGAUUGAAAACAGAACAACAGGUUGCAGUAGGAUCUGGGACAAAAUCACCUGCUGGCCCAGUGCUGAUGUGGGAGAGGUGGUAACCAUCCUUUGCCCCAAAUUUCUCUUCUUUCACUCCGAGGAUGAUCGCGAACGUAACCUGUCAAAGACCUGCACUGCGGAUGGUUGGACCUCAGUCAGCAUGGACUCCUACAUAGCAGACUGUGGAUAUAAUCCCAACACCACCAUGGAUAGCCAUGAAGAGGUAUUCUUCCACGCCAUCAAAGUGGGAUACACCAUCGGUCACAGCGUGUCGCUCAUCUCUCUGACUGUCGCUAUCGUCAUAUUGUGUCUCUUCCGGAAGCUGCAGUGCACAAGAAACUACAUCCACAUGCAUCUGUUUGUGUCUUUCAUACUGAAAGCUGUGACUGUUUUCAUCAAGGACGUGGUUCUGUACGAAGUCGGCGAGACAGAUUGCCAAGCAUCUGUGGGAUGCAAGGCAGUGAUGGUUUUGUUCCACUACGGGGUCAUGGCCAGUUACUUCUGGCUGCUUGUGGAGGGCCUCUAUCUUCAUGCUUUGUUAGCUGUGUCCUUCUUCUCUGAGAGAAAGUACUUCUGGUGGUACAUCCUCAUUGGGUGGGGGGCUCCGACCAUCUUUAUCUCAGCGUGGGCGAUAACGAAGGCUUUUUUAGAUCACCCUGGAUGCUGGGAGACAAUUGAUGACGGCCCUUGGUGGAUCAUCAAAACCCCCAUUUUAAUCACCAUACUUGUGAACUUUUUCCUCUUCAUUUGUAUCAUCCGGAUUUUACGGCAGAAGAUGAAUUGCCCAGACAUUGGAAGAAAGGAGUCCAAUCAAUACUCGAGACUGGCUAAAUCAACUCUGUUGUUGAUUCCUCUCUUUGGCAUAAACUACAUUAUUUUUGCUUUCAUCCCCGAUGACAUUCACCCACAAGUGAGGAUGGUGUUCGAUCUUAUUCUCGGGUCAUUUCAGGGUUUUGUGGUUGCUGUCUUGUACUGCUUUCUAAAUGGAGAGGUGCAGUCGGAGAUUAAGCGUAAGUGGCGCAGGUGGAUGCUGCAGAGGUUUCUGGGUGCUGAUACUAAGUACCAGCAGCCCUCCAUGGGCAGCAACGGCAACAACUUCAGCACCCAGAUCACCAUGAUGACCAAAUGCAGCCCCACAACACGCCGGACAUCUGCGUGUCAGGAGCGCCUCUCGUCCAUCUGAUAUCCAGUUAAAGUUACUGUCGCUCUUUGAUUUAAAUCCUUAGGCACUGAAUGUGUGGCUCGCAUACGCUGUUGCCACAGGAUCAAUAUUGGUUACUGAGUAUUUUUAGCGAUUGCCUGUCAAAAAUUGAGUGAGACUGAAUUUUUCUUGCCAGAAUUGAAAGGUAAAACCGCUGUAAUGAGAGGCCUAGGGAGGUCUGCACCAACAAUCUGGUUUCUGAUAUUUGUAUGAAAGCCAAUGUCAUGUGGAAAUAUGUACAGAUGGGCUCAUACUGCAUAUUAGUGCUUUGUUGAUAUCUGGAACUGGAAAAGGCUACAGGCAAGUUAUAAAAAGUCGGUCCUCAGUGUAACAAUAAUGACAGUAACGUGCAGAGAGAAAGCUCUUCUUAACCCUCAUGGACACUGAAGUGAAUUCAAUGUCCUCUGACCAAUAACACCAGAGACAAGCUGCAAGAUGUUUAUCAAAAGGGUGUGUGACAGAGGAGGUCUCCAACCACUAAUGGCCCAUGUUGCUUAAGGGAACAAUGGAAGCAGCUUUAUUGACUGUGUCAGGCUGCUGUGAAUCUAAAGCACAGGCAGUGCAAUGGAGGUUCCUAAUGCUGCCUAUGACAGUUUUAUUCAGGGGAUACUCUGCUGAAUUACUGCCAGCUAACAUUCCAGAGGAGAGACUGAAUCUUCUGCUUGUGAAAUUCAGUUCAGAUUACAGAGGCUUUUAGUUUUUGUCUGAGUGCGCAGUCAGAUAACAGAUGGACCAGCUGUAUUCUAUUAAUCCACAACUUACAAGACUGUAAAUAAAUACGCAGUAACAACAACUUACUUCCAUUAACUGGAUUGCAUGGAUAGUUUAUUCCGCUGCAUUUAUUUUAAAUGUAUUCAUCUAUUUUAUUUCUCUAGUGAGACAAGCAGGUCAAAGUUUUCAUUAGCUGUAAAAUAUCUUGUUACUUACAACAUGAAUCGGCAUGCUCACGGAUCCCAGACUUUUCCCACUGGUCCCACACAAUAGUCUGUAUAUAAAAGAUGGAGGGGGCCACCGUGACAUCGCCUGUGGGUUUGUGAACUCCUUUUCUGAAGUGUCAACUUUAACUGUGGCUGUUGCAAUGUUGGGUUUUUGAAGGUAGAAGUGACCAUAUUUACACAAGGAUUAUUAACUAAUGCAAGCAAGCUUUGCUAGCAAGUUGCAUUUGUAAAACGCGUGGAUGCAUAACACAGAGAGAUGCAUAAAAAUGAAUGUUAGGCGUACAAAUAUAAUAACAGGAUAUCAUACACCGAAACUUCUUGGACUGUCUGUUAGAACUUUGUGCAACAGCACAGACACGGUGUAGACGUCCACUUCAGUGACUUGAAUGAGCUGAGGUGAGGCCUGGCAGAGAGUUUGUUGGCACCGACCUGCCACUCAGCUGACUGCGGUCCUAAUAAUGUAUUAAAACAGAGAUUAAUACAAUGUAAAUGAGUGAGGAGUUUUAGAAAAACAAAAUCACCCCUUGUACAUCAAAAUUAGUUGAGACAUUCACGUUUCCCUCAGGUUGUAACAACAUGAUUACUCAACGUUCUUCAUAAUCAGGUCAAAGUAUUUAUUUUGCCAAAUUAGUUCAUUUGUGGCCAAAUAUAGGCAACACUUAUAGCUUCAGCUGUCGUUUCUGUUUAGUGCUAAUUGAGAGAUGUGAGACUAACACGGUAAACAUUUCACCUGCUGUUACGGGGAGCACGUUUACAUAAAUGCUAGAGCUGAGCACCGCCUGCCUGGCUUUGGAGCUCACUGACAAUUUAUAAAGCUAAAAGACAUCACAAUUGUUGGCGUCACGUUUACAUUGCCCACGCAUUUUCUGCAGAACAGUUUUGUACGCUUACAUGUUCGGCGUCAGAUUCCGUCAGAGUCAUGCUGGUGCUUAUUUUAGUUCCAGUUUUUGUGGUGUGUGUGUGUGUGUUGUAAACUGAAACUGAGGUAAAGCUAACCUAAAAGUACCUCAGACAGGGAGCUAGUGAUGUGGAUAAAGAGUUGGUUUCUUGUGAGUUUUACGGUGAUGCUCUUUAGUGCUCAGGUGUCAACUGGAAAUAAGUGUUUACAUUUGAAAGUACUUCCUUACUCGUGAUAUUUGCUUACUGUCAGUGUAAAGUUGACAGUGUCUCUCUUGUGU